Messenger RNA from Hypoxylon trugodes, 3027 nucleotides. RefSeq lists its product as uncharacterized. The record is from RefSeq and is a predicted model, not a curated record. NCBI's taxonomy places the organism in Eukaryota, Fungi, Ascomycota, Sordariomycetes, Xylariales, Hypoxylaceae. The transcript is spliced from 2 exons. Bases 206 to 2383 code for a protein of 725 amino acids. Gene Ontology annotation, molecular function: protein binding.
AAUCAACUUCCUAAAAGUCGCGACGCAACAUUCCAACUACGGCAUUUACCACUAAUGACUACCGUUCAUUCCAUACUGGUAUCUAGUUGGAUGGGAGCUUUAUGAUGCUUUGAGAACCUGUUGGCAUACCGGGCGCUUCAUCGUACUGCCUCUUCCUAGCCCUAGAUUCGUUGAUAAUAGCUUCAACUGAAGCUGUAUUCCGAUCAUGGCUCCAUCUAACCUACCUCGUGUCCGCCGAACUGCGCAGAACACUCAAUACACGUAUAACCUGACCCGCCGAAUCAAUGCCGUCCAAACCUACCCCGUAUUGUCUCCCCAAGGCGCGACAAUCCUCAUCCAUGGGCAUGAGAAUGGUGUCACAAUAGUCUGGCGAGGAGGACGACAAUUCAAGCCAGAUCCUGUUAAGGAAGCUCCUGCAAAACAGAAUGGGAAAGUAACCUCCGAUGCUGUAAUGAUAAUUGAUUCCGAUGAAGAGGAUGCUGCACCUGCCGUGAAAGGAAGCACAUUCAUCGACGAGCCUCGAUUCGAAGAUUAUAUCGACGAAGACGCACCAUACCCUGAAAUUACCCAAACUCUCGACCUCGAAUUCGGUACCGCCGUAUUACACUUAGCAAUAUUGCCUCUUACGCCUUGCACGGCAGAAGAUGCAGCAUGGGGAGGAGCAGAGAUACUGAAAGAAAAGAUCGUAUUCUCUGCAUCCUGUGCCACUCGCGAGGUCUUUCUUAUCACCCUACCUCUGACACCACCUUCACCAGCAAGCAAGGCGCGAUCGGAGUUACAAGAAAGUCUACUGGCUGGAAGAGCUGGUAAUGGCAAAUGGGGCGAAUCUAUGGUCCUGCUUGCAGGACAAACAUGUGGCAGUGAUGGCCUAGCAAUGUCUCUCAUAAAAUCAAAGAUAUCAACCGAGCGCAACAAGUCAGCCGACAGAUCACGUUCGGAAUCUAGAGCAACGCCGCGCGUUGUAGUGGCCGCUCACUCUCCUGAAGCUUCAGGCGUUCUACGACUAUGGGAUGUGCCUCUAGAAAAUUCACCCAAGACCGGCCAACGUAUCGAACCUUUCCAGAUCGAGUUUUUACCGAAACCCCUUUCCUCCAUCUCCUUUAACCCUACACAUUCAACCCAACUAUUAUGUAACGCAUCGACUGAGGCAGUCAGGGUAUACGAUUAUGCCUUAGCUUCCAUGCCCCCGGAUGAUUCUGAAGGUUCUUUCCCUUCCCAAGGCUCCUGGCUUAUUUCUUUCUACCCGCCGUUCGCCCGGCCUUCUUCAUCACGAAAACCGAUUCUCGCGGCUUCCUGGAUCGCUAGUGGCCGUGCUAUUUUCGUCCUACUUGCGGAUGGUCAAUGGGGUAUUUGGGAUGUUGAUGGUGUAUCUCCCCAAGGCCCUGCCUUGUUCGGGAAGCGCGGAUCUACUAUUCGUGGCGAUGCGUUAACCGAAUUUAACGUAUCCGGAUAUGUCGAAGGCACGAGUCCUCUGCGCAACCCCGCCUCUCGUCUCUCUGGUAGUGGUUCGGAUUUCGUACCUAUGACACCUCAUUCUAGACGCGAUGCUCUGGCGACUACUAACGGACCCGAACGAUUGGCGCCUGUUAAGGGUGGUGUCGUAGUAACACCGCUACCUGCUAGCGCUAGUGCGACAGCUGACGAAAGUGUUGCGCUAUGGAUUGGUAGUGCCGAGCACAUUUUCGUAAUACCUGGCGUUUUGAAAUUCUGGGAAGCACAAAUUCGCAAGGGCGCUGGUGGCGGAGUUAACCUCUUCAGUGGAGCGCAACCUACUCGUAUGGUUCGAUUGAGCGACUUGAGCGUUGGUCUCAUGGGUGAACGUUGUACGGGUGUUGGCGCUAUCGUCCGCUUCAUCGAAAACGGUGCGAACUCAUCCGGUAACGAGGGCUUGCCUGUCGAACUGCUGGUAUGCGGUGAAGCUCGAUUAGUGGUUGUUAGGGAGAGCGAGACAGUCGUUGGUACUCGAAUUGGCGGAGUCAUCGGACGUCGUAAGGGACUUGGUGACCGUGCAAGGGAGAAUAGUGCCAUUGUUGUCUACCCCCGACCAGAACAACCAGGCAGCGUUGCUUUUAACUUAUCAGUUGGUCCUAAACGAAAGCUUUCGCGACCUAGGGUUGGAGGAUUAUUCGACCAACCAUCCCCUAUCGAGCGCGUAACGCCCGAGGGAGCAGACCAGAGGCCGUUACAACUGCCUUCGAGGCCGAGGUCUGGUUUCGCGUUUGCAGACAGCCUGAAUGCUGCUGCAGACCUUGAGCAGCAGGUGGAGGAAGACGAGAGAGACGUCGAGGUCGAGAUGCUGGAUAUAAUGGAGAUCGAUCGUGAACUGGAUGCCCUUGAUAAUGGAAGGGGUAGAGGCCGUAAGAAGGUCAUCUUCGAUUCAUAGGCUUCACUUCCAAUCGACUUAUUCUACCUAACAUAGGCUAGCACGACUGAUAGGGGUUAAGUGCUGGCGAUGAUGUACGAUACCGAUACCCCACGCUAAUCCCGGCGGUGUUUAGGUCCUCGGCUUUUUGUGGAAGAUAAAAUUAGGAAUAUGCCCAGGCUCUUUUUCGACGUCCCUUUCUUACCCGUGGAAAGCUUGCUGAAUGAUUUGACUAGGUCACAGACUUCCGAUCCCCUUUCUUCAGUGAUCAUGGCCUGGUACAAAGUUGUCUCAUGCUCCCUUUUACCUAUUAAUUCCUGUGAACUUAUUCUCUGUAUCCUUUCCCCUUUUCUAUCCCUUUUCCUUCUCCGCGCGGCAAGGUGGAGCACAAGGCGAGAUCCUUCCUUGAAGCUCUGUAAUCCAUGCGGUACAUCGAAUGGGCACAUUCCGUUUUUUAGGGAUGUCCCACGUGUCAUUCUUUUUAUAAUAUGACACGCGCCAAUGGUCCCAGGAGGGUUUAUUUUGGGAGGGGGUUAGGGUUGGUUCGGAUUUUUUAUGCGAAUUGACCGUUUGCCCUCCCGCUCUUCAAGUGCUCUGUUAUCUAUCCCGCGAGGGAUGGGGGGCGAAUGGGGGCGGGAGACGGGGCCGUUGGUACAAUUUUUAGU